UUAUUUCGAACGUGUUGCUAGAAUUCGGGCGUAAUAUUAUCUGCUCUGUAGCCUGUAGCUGUGUGGUUGUGGUAUUUUUUACAACGUACGUUGUACUCACGAGUAUACGCAGUUUUCAAUGAAUUUACAUGUGUGUUGGUUUGAGAUGCUCUACAGAUUUAUGCGUUAAUUUGGAAAAAAAUUAUUAAAAAUGCCUCCGAAACAAAGACAAAUCGCCAUUAUGGGGUACCGAUCUGUAGGAAAAUCGUCGCUUAGCAUACAAUUCGUCGAUGGACAAUUUGUUGAUUCUUAUGACCCAACGAUAGAGAACACAUUUAGAAAAACAACACGUGUAAAUGGUCAGGAUUACGACUUGAAACUGGUGGACACGGCGGGACAGGAUGAAUAUUCGAUAUUUCCUACCCAAUACACUAUGGAUAUUCACGGAUACGUCCUGGUCUAUUCGAUAACAUCGUUGAAAUCUUUCGAAGUUGUACAAAUAAUCUAUGAAAAGUUGUUAGAUAUCACGGGAAAAAUUCAUGUGCCAAUUGUCCUUGUUGGUAAUAAAAAAGACUUACAUAUGGAGAGAACUAUUAGCACUGAAGAGGGUAAACAGUUAGCAGAAUCGUGGAAAUGCACAUUCAUGGAAGCGUCUGCCAAGCAGAAUGAAGCUGUCUCGGAGAUAUUCCAAACCGUAUUGUUGGAGAUUGAAAAAGCUAACGGAAAUAUUCCAGAAAAACCCAGUUGCGCCCUGUCGUAAGUUACGAGUAAUGCCUAUGUUUAAUAUUAUUAACAGUACGUUAGGAUUGAGAAUUGUAAAACAGCAGAAUUUCUUAGUUAAAUUGGAUGGAUGUUUUGAUUCAUUAUGAUAAACGAAAGCUACGUAUUGCUCUGUUAUUUGAAGGGAAUGCCAUGUUACCAGUCUGAAUUAGAAAAUAAUUUUUGUUUGUACAUAUUUAUAAUGAAAGAAAAUGAAAGUUGAUACAAUUAAAUAAAGUUGAACGUUCUCAUUUUUCUGAAACGUACCACAUACAUAUUUACGUUAUUUUCGACGAAUUGUAGGGUAGAUGUAUGUUUGUUAGAUUUAAGUGUUUCGUUUUAGUAGCAAAUUUACGAUUAUUAAUUAUUUGUUUUUCUUGUUUCGGAAUGUGUGAGGAAAAUCGUUUUUUGGAAUAUUUUUUUCGUCAAGUUUCCUAUAUAAUCAGCUAAUUUUGCCUACACGAGGAAGUAUCAAGUAUUAUAGUGUUUGUUUCGUGUACAAAUUUCUUCUGUUUUUUUUUGUGUUUUUUUUUCAUCUUUCUAAACAUUUUGUACGAUUCUUGUUCAUUUCCAAUUCAUGUGCAGAUUUUUGUGUUGAGCUCAGCCGAUUUUCAGUUGUGUUAUAGUUGAACUGCGUUGAAUUUUUCAUUGGUUUAAUUCGCAUUUAUUAGACUGGACGAUGUUUGAGGAAAAUUUAUUGUUCUUUAAAAUUACUAUCGCGGUGUGAAAAAUGUACAGUAUGUUUUGAUACUCAAAUCGACGUUAAUUCGAACCGUUCCGCUCUCUAAAACAUAAUUGUGUUAAGAAAUGUAAUAAUAUGACAUCUUGUCAAUCUAUCUUUACGAUUAAUAAUUGCCUAAAAAUGCUGUUUUGCUGAUCAGUUCUUCUUUUACAAUGAUCAUUUUUGAUUUAAUGAAUUAGUACGUAAUGAUUUGAUUAAAACGAUCGAGCUUUUAUUUUAUAUUAUGUCAUAUGAAUCAACUUCCUUGGAAAACCAUUCUAGAAUAUUAUAUUUUGAAUAAUUUUGCGGAAUUCGCUUGCGUUAUUUUGUCGAAAUUCGUACUUUUUACGAAUAUAUCUGCGUAUAUUUUGUUUGAUCUCGUUAUGUUCCUACAUAAUGUGCUUAUUUAAUUUAAUUACGAACGAUUAUAUGAUUAUUUAUGAAUUCGCGACUCGAAGCGAAUUGUUUUUAAUAUUGUAACGCGUCUGUUCAAGUCGUUCAAAUGCGUUUUUUUGUUGUUUUUUUUUUUUUUUCGUUUUCGAAUAAUUUAUGAAAUAUCUGCACAUAUCAUGUUAAAUUUCAUGAAUUUAGUGAGUACUCGUACGAAUUACAAAAAAAUAAGUGUCUUCUAUUAGUUAAUUUACUCGCAUUGUCCAUUUUCAGUGAUGUAUUUUUUCCCCUCAAAUCAUCGUAAAAUUUCCUUAGUGCGUUGCGAAUGUACUCGAAUCGUUGUUCGAAAUCAAAAACUAUUCGAAUACCUACUUUAGAAUGCAUAAAAUCAAUUGUUGUAGAUGUAAUAAUGGAUGCAAACUUGUAAAUUGUGGAAAAUACUACCAUUUCUAACAAAUAACGAAUCAAAUGAAAAAUUGGAAUGUUUGGUGUUUACAUUCAUCUUACGAGAGUCUAAGAGCCGUAGUUCUUUUCUAGACUAUAAAAAAAUCAAUUUCAACGGCGUUUUAAUUUAAUUUCUGUAAUUGAAUUUUUUAUUCGAUAUUCGAAUACUAUUCGAGUAUCGAAUAUUGCUAUUCGAGUAUCGAAUAUUGCUAUUCGAGUAAUAAAGUAUUCGAAUAUUCGCAACUCACUUAAUUUCCCCAGUAAUUUCCUUCUCGCGUUCAAGAAUUCUUGCAUAAUUGCGUUUAUCCUUUAAAAUAAUGUAUUUUUAUCACGUGUUUGUUUUAUCUUGGUAUGUGUAUUUCAUGUAUACUUACUUAUUAAUUUAUUCUACUUCAGAAAUAUGUAAUUUAUGUAACGAUUAAUGUAAAUAUAUAAUUUGAUUCGGGUA
This is a messenger RNA of Planococcus citri (citrus mealybug), 2741 nucleotides long. RefSeq names its product Ras homolog enriched in brain (gene Rheb). NCBI's taxonomy places the organism in Eukaryota, Metazoa, Arthropoda, Insecta, Hemiptera, Pseudococcidae. Gene Ontology annotation, biological process: small GTPase-mediated signal transduction. Gene Ontology annotation, molecular function: GTPase activity; GDP binding; GTP binding. The coding region runs from base 191 to 739 and encodes 182 amino acids. The transcript is spliced from 6 exons. Gene Ontology annotation, cellular component: plasma membrane. The record is from RefSeq and is a predicted model, not a curated record.